Molecule: messenger RNA, 534 nt
Organism: Priapulus caudatus
Lineage: Eukaryota; Metazoa; Priapulida; Priapulimorpha; Priapulimorphida; Priapulidae
Source: RefSeq, a predicted model, not a curated record
GUUCCAGGGAGUCAGGAUUGAACCGAGUCUGUGUACCGAAUACAAACCAGUACGCUUACGAGGGGUCGAAUCCUAUCUGGAUGGAGCAGUACGAUCACGUGUAUGCAAACAAUGUGAAGGAGGAUGAGGACGAUACGAACAGUCAGAACUCGCUUGAUGAGAACCUGGUGGACGGCUCUAACCAGCACAUCUCCGUCAUCAGUAAGUCGCAGUACGACAAGACACCACUCAACGGUCUGGAGCCGAGUCACACAGCGCGCAACGACCUCAACAAGCGACAACUGAAGCAGAAACAGAAGCAGCAGCAGCAGCAGCCGACAGACCACGAGUAUGAGGAACCGGAUAAGCUGAAACAGUCAAAACUUCCCACCACCGACAUCUAGAAAGAGAUAUAGAAAGAGAAAGAGAGAGGGAGAGAGAAGGGGGCGCCAGUGAUGCAGUGACGUGGGUGAACAGAGAGAGAGAAACGGGGAGAGAAAGAGGGAGAGAGACAGAGGAAGACAGGGCAGAGAAGGGGGUAGAGAAAGUAAGUGA